AUGUGCUAUUAUGGCAACUACUAUGGCAACCUGGGCUAUGGCUAUGGCGGCCUAGGCUGUGGCUAUGGCGGUGGUUACGGUUGUGGCUAUCGAGGCUAUGGUGGACUCUCUACUACUGAAAUCAUGUGCUACUACGGCAACUACUACAGAGGCCUGGGUUAUGGAUAUGGUGGUCUGGGCUAUGGCUAUGGCUGUGGUUAUGGUAACCUAGGCUAUGGCUAUGGUGGCCUGGGCUGUGGCUAUGGCUGUGGUGGAUAUGGAUAUGGCUGCUGCCGCCCAUCUUGCUGUGGCAGAUACUGGUCCUAUGGUUUCUACUGA
This is a messenger RNA of Elephantulus edwardii (Cape elephant shrew), 318 nucleotides long. Its product is annotated as keratin-associated protein 21-1-like. NCBI's taxonomy places the organism in Eukaryota, Metazoa, Chordata, Mammalia, Macroscelidea, Macroscelididae. The transcript has 2 exons. The record is from RefSeq and is a predicted model, not a curated record. The coding region runs from base 1 to 318 and encodes 105 amino acids.